AUGAUCGCAACUCUCUGUACAACCAACUUCGUCGCUUUUGCCGACUGGACCCCCAUGUGUCGAGACUGUCAAUACAGUGGAACUUAUACAACGGCCUACCUCUGUGAGAAUGGCACAGCAGUCUCACUCUGUGACAGUUAUACAACCUCCCUCUGUGAGAAGGGUAUAGUAGUUUCACUCUGUGUCAGUAAUACAACCUCCCUCUGUGAGAAGGGUAUUAUAGCAGUCCCACUCUGUGACAGUAAUACAACAACCUACCUCUGUGAGAAUGGUAUAGUAGUUUCACUCUGUGACAGUAAUACGACAACCUCCCUCUGUGAGAAGGGUAUUAUAGCAGUCCCACUCAGUGACAUUAAUACAACAACCUACCUCUGUGAGAAUGGUAUAGUAGUUUCACUCUGUGUCAGUAAUACAACCUCCCUCUGUGAGAAGGGUAUUAUAGCAGUCCCACUCAGUGACAUUAAUACAACAACCUCCCUCUGUGAGAAGGGUAUUAUAGCAGUCCCACUCAGUGACAUUAAUACAACAACCUCCCUCUGUGAGAAUGGUAUAGUAGUUUCACUCUGUGUCAGUAAUACAACCUCCCUCUGUGAGAAUGGUAUUAUAGCAGUCCCACUCUGUGACAGUAAUACGACAACCUACCUCUGUGAGAAUGGUAUUAUAGCAGUCCCACUCUGUGACAGUAAUACAACAAUCUCCCUCUGUGAGAAGGGUAUUAUAGCAGUCCAACUCAGUGACAUUAAUACAACAACCUACCUCUGUGAGAAUGGUAUAGUAGUUUCACUCUGUGUCAGUAAUACAACCUCCCUCUGUGAGAAGGGUAUUAUAGCAGUCCCACUCUGUGACAGUAAUACAACAACCUCCCUCUGUGAGAAGGGUAUUAUAGCAGUCCCACUCUGUGACAGUAAUACAACAACCUCCCUCUGUGAGAAGGGUAUUAUAGCAGUCCAACUCAGUGACAUUAAUACAACAACCUACCUCUGUGAGAAUGGUAUAGUAGUUUCACUCUGUGUCAGUAAUACAACCUCCCUCUGUGAGAAUGGUAUUAUAGCAGUCCCACUCUGUGACAGUAAUACGACAACCUACCUCUGUGAGAAUGGUAUUAUAGCAGUCCCACUCUGUGACAGUAAUACAACAACCUCCCUCUGUGAGAAGGGUAUUAUAGCAGUCCAACUCAGUGACAUUAAUACAACAACCUACCUCUGUGAGAAUGGUAUAGUAGUUUCACUCUGUGUCAGUAAUACAACCUCCCUCUGUGAGAAUGGUAUUAUAGCAGUCCCACUCUGUGACAGUAAUACGACAACCUACCUCUGUGAGAAUGGUAUUAUAGCAGUCCCACUCUGUGACAGUAAUACAACAACCUCCCUCUGUGAGAAGGGUAUUAUAGCAGUCCAACUCAGUGACAUUAAUACAACAACCUACCUCUGUGAGAAUGGUAUAGUAGUUUCACUCUGUGUCAGUAAUACAACCUCCCUCUGUGAGAAUGGUAUUAUAGCAGUCCCACUCUGUGACAGUAAUACAACAACCUCCCUCUGUGAGAAAGGUAUAGCAGUCUCACCCUGUGACAUUAAUACAACAGCCUACCUCUGCGAGAAUGGUAUAGCAGUCUCACUCUGUAACAGGAAUACAACAGCUAACCUCUGUGAGAAGGGUAUUAUAGCAGUCUCACUCUGUGACAGUAAAUCAACAGCCUACCUCUGUGAGAAAGGUAUAGCCGUCUCACUCUGUGACAGUAACACAACAGCUUACUCUGUGAGAAAGGUAUAG
Molecule: messenger RNA, 1767 nt
Organism: Haliotis rufescens (red abalone)
Lineage: Eukaryota; Metazoa; Mollusca; Gastropoda; Lepetellida; Haliotidae
Product: keratin-associated protein 10-6-like
Exons: 2
Coding region: 1-1767 (588 amino acids)
Source: RefSeq, a predicted model, not a curated record